CCAAGUUUCAUAACGAAGAACAGACUCUAGAAAAAAUGAUUAGACAGGAAAUAAAAGUUGAGAAAAUGAAAAGUGAUAUGCAACUUACGGAACAACGAGUACUCGAUGCUUUAGAGAAACUGAAAACGGAAAGAAGUGAAUUCAAUAAGGAUCUUAUGAAAAAAGAAGGUGAUAUUGAAGUGCUUAAGACAAAAAUGGACGAGGAGCUGAAGGGGAUGAAAGUUAAAACUGACGAAACAAUGGAUAACUUUUCAAAAGAAGUACAGACAAUACAGGAACUGGCAUUUACGCCAAUUAUUGCAUUCAAAGCAGACACGGUCGGUGAUAGAUCGUUAGAAAACAACAAGGUGUUUGUCUACUCAAAUAUCAUUCUUAACAUCGGCGAUGCUUAUAACAAAGACACUGGUGUGUUUGUGGCACACGUUAGUGGAUUAUAUCUGUUUACAGCACUGGUCUGUUUGAUUGACAACAGUUGGGUUUUAGUUGGAAUCACUGUGUUUGAUACACCUAUAUCUAAAACAGCGUUUGGAGAUAAGAAUUGGUGGAAAUGUUAUACCAUUAAUGCAAUUACAGCGGUUGAAAAAGGAAACGAAGUUUUGGUAAAAUGUACAGCUAACUGUGAAAGCAAUGAAAAGUUACACGAAGACACAUACGCAAUAAACAGCUUCUCUGGCGUUCUUAUCCAUAAAACAGUUUAAAUAACUACCGUUUUGGUGUCAGUUAUAUUUACAUUUAAUGUCAGUUAUAUUUCCCUUUGGUAUUAGUUAUAUUUACUUUUAGUGUCAGUUAUAUUUACUGUUGGUGUCAGUUAUUUACUAGUAACUUUCAUUCUAAGCAAACUUUUUUUGUUCGUAUAAAAUUUUAACCUACAU
Molecule: messenger RNA, 872 nt
Organism: Ruditapes philippinarum (Manila clam)
Lineage: Eukaryota; Metazoa; Mollusca; Bivalvia; Venerida; Veneridae
Exons: 2
Coding region: 36-698 (220 amino acids)
Molecular function (GO): protein binding
Source: RefSeq, a predicted model, not a curated record